Capsicum annuum is the source of this 1911-nucleotide messenger RNA. Its product is annotated as DEAD-box ATP-dependent RNA helicase 36. The transcript has 6 exons. Gene Ontology annotation, molecular function: nucleic acid binding; ATP binding; RNA helicase activity. Bases 137 to 1618 code for a protein of 493 amino acids. The record is from RefSeq and is a predicted model, not a curated record. NCBI's taxonomy places the organism in Eukaryota, Viridiplantae, Streptophyta, Magnoliopsida, Solanales, Solanaceae.
GGGUCGCACUUGAGCUGGCCAUUGUGUGUAACCCAAAUAGAAGUAGCCAGUCGGGUCGUUAAGAAGGCCCAUAUUUAUACACACUCAUCACAUUUUUCUCCUCUCCUCUCUACUGCAGCUGCCGAUUGGACCUCCAAUGGAAUACGAAGAGGAACAAGUGAAGGUUGACAAAAACUUCCCCUUAUUCUCCCGUAAAACCAAACCGAUCACCACACCUAAGCCCCUUCCAAAGGAACAGCAGCAGCGGCAGCGGCAGCGGCAGGAAGUUGAAAAGGAGACCAACUCUAACCCUACGCCCACUCACAUCACUUUCUCCGACUUAGGCCUCGCCGAAUGGGCAAUCAAAACCUGCAAAGAACUCGGCAUGAAAAACCCUACACCCGUACAACGCCACUGCAUCCCUCGAAUACUCUCCGGUCAGGACGUACUAGGUUUAGCUCAAACAGGUAGCGGUAAGACAGCUGCAUUUGCGCUGCCGAUUCUUCAUCGUUUAGCUGAGGAUCCUUACGGAGUGUCGUGUCUCGUGGUUACUCCUACACGGGAGCUUGCUUUUCAGCUUGCUGAGCAGUUUAGGGCGUUGGGUUCCUGCUUGAAUUUGCGGUGUGCUGUGGUGGUUGGAGGAAUGGAUAUGAUUAAUCAGACCAAGAGUUUGAUGCAGAGACCUCAUGUGGUGAUUGCGACUCCUGGAAGGAUUAAGGUUCUCAUUGAACAGAAUCCUGAUCUUCCACCUGUCUUCUCCAGAACUAAGUUCCUCGUCUUGGAUGAAGCAGAUAGAGUUCUAGACGUAGGGUUUGAAGAGGAGUUAAAAGCAAUCUUUCAGUGCUUGCCGAAGAAUCGACAAACUCUUCUAUUUUCUGCCACAAUGACUAGCAACCUAAAGACGCUACUUGAGCUUUCUGCAAACAAGGCAUAUUUCUAUGAGGCAUAUGAGGGAUUCAAGACUGUAGAAUCACUUAAGCAGCAGUACAUUUUUAUUCCGAAAAAUGUGAAGGAUGUCUAUCUGCAAUACAUUUUAUCCAAAAUCAAAGAUAUAGGUGUUCGUUCUGCAAUCAUUUUUGUCUCCACCUGCAGGAUCUGUCAGCUUUUGGGUUUGUUGUUGGAAGAACUCGAAAUUGAUGCUGCCUCGCUGCAUUCAUACAAGUCCCAGUCACUGAGGCUUUCUUCACUUCAUAAAUUCAAGUCUGGGCAGGUCCCUAUAUUGGUCGCUACUGAUGUUGCAAGUCGUGGUUUAGACAUUCCAACUGUUGAUCUGGUGAUAAAUUAUGACAUUCCAAGGUAUCCACAGGAUUAUGUUCAUCGUGUUGGACGUACUGCAAGAGCUGGACGAGGUGGACUUGCUGUCAGCUUUGUUACUCAGAAUGAUGUGAAUCUCAUUCAUGAAAUAGAAGCCGUGCUUGGGAAACAGUUGGAGAAAUUUGAAUGUAAGGAGAAUGAGGUGCUUGAUAAUAUCACAAAGGUUUACAAGGCUAAGCGUGUUGCAUCAAUGAAGAUGAUGGAUGAUGGCUUUGAGGAGAAAGCAGAAAGCCGUAAAGCUCAGAAACUGAAAAUGCAAAACGAGAGAAAGGGAAGGAACAAAAAGCGGAAAAGAGAAAGAGCUACAAAAGAUAUAGAAGCUUGAUAUCUCCUCCUAUAUCUUGUGAAUAGCAGAGCUUCUUGACGCGGGAGCUGCAUUUUGCACUAGCGGCUACAAAUGGAGUUUUUGUUCGUUAUAUUCCUCCGCGCAUCAACCAAAAAGGAGAAUUUCUACAUUCAUUCUUAUAGUCUUACGCCCUUGUAAUGUUCAAACCUUGAGUUGAUACAUCCAAAUAUCGACGGUCAAUGUACCACGUAUAAAUUUUAGAGUUAAAAUUAUUCCAAAGACGAUGAUAGUAUUAGGUGCAAAUUGUUAUUUGAAAGUGUCCUUUUGCUUCA